Malania oleifera is the source of this 384-nucleotide messenger RNA. RefSeq lists its product as uncharacterized. The transcript has 2 exons. Lineage: Eukaryota; Viridiplantae; Streptophyta; Magnoliopsida; Santalales; Ximeniaceae. The record is from RefSeq and is a predicted model, not a curated record. The coding region runs from base 1 to 384 and encodes 127 amino acids.
AUGACUGUCUUGAGGUUAUUACAGUACAAGUAUGUGCUCAUAGAGGUAUGUAUACAGAAACCCAAUGAAAGGGCAGUCGAUGAGGAAACCCAGGCUUACCAGAAGGGGAUUAAGGGUGAUGAGAUGACACAGUGUUACAUUUUGGCAUCUAUGUCGAAUGUUCUGCAACAUCAGUAUCAGUAUAUGCCUUCUGCCUAUGAUAUAAUGCAAAACUUCAAAGAAAUGUUUGGGGAUCAAAAUCGUAUUGCUAGGAAGACUGCUAUGAAGGAACUUAUGAAUACUACUAUGGCAGAAGGGACCCUAGUAAGGGAUCAUGUUUUGAAGAUGAUUAGUCUUCUUAAUGAGCUAGAGACCCUUGGAUCUAAAAUCGAUGGGGAAACCUAG